CGCAUCAGACGCGCGCACGGCCAGACUCGGUAAUAACCUGUUCACCAUGCUGGACCGCGGGCUCGGCUGCCUCCCGGUCGCCCUGUUGCUGCUCCCGCCGCUGCUGCUGCGCGGUCCGGGGCGCGUCGUGGAAGUCGCGGUGGCGGCGGAGUACUCCUCCUCCAAGACCGACCUGGACUACGAGUUCGGAGACUACCGGGGGAAGUGGUGCAUCGACGACCACGGGUUCGUGUACGGCAUCGGAGAGGUGUACUACCCCAGCCCAUCGGCGUGUCCGUGCACGUGCACCGUCGACGGCCCGGUGUGCAUCCGACCCAAGUGUCCGCGCAUCCACCCCCGGUGCACGCGGAUCAGGUAUAAGGCGUGCUGCCCGGUGUGUGAGGCUAUGGCCAGAGUCUGUGUCUACGGGGGCAAAACGUACAGACCGCUAGAGGAGUUCAGGUUGUCCAGAUGUGAGCGAUGUCGCUGUGAGGCCAACAGAGAGGUGUACUGCAGCAUUUCAGACUGCCCGGCCCCACACUGCGUCAACCCCACCUACGAACCCAACCACUGCUGCCCCAUCUGUAAGACUGGUCCCAACUGCUUUGCUGGGAACAGGGUGAUCCCAGCGGGGGAGCGUGUCAACAUUGAUGAGCGGACGGUCUGCUACUGCACCUACCGGGACGGGACGUGGCACACCCACCCUCAGGCCACCUGUGAACAGCGCCCCCAGCCCAGCCCGACGGUCAACCCCCGCACGGAGCCCCCCGGGGACGAAAACACCCGAGGGAGAGGGGGACGACCGUAUAUUCCCAGGCUAGAUGUGAUACCAUGAAUGGGAGUGUUUUGUUUUUGUCUCAUAGAGGCAGAGCUGCUCUUCAGGUACAGAUAAACUCACAGUUCCAUCAAAAGACAGUUUUCAGAGCACCGGACCACGACUAAUGUGUUGUUGAGAAUCAUCCAGCUCACUUACCGAUGCAGAACCAGUUCUGGUUCCCUAACAUAAGUUACUGUUCUGGGCUGUUCUGAGCACUUCCACCCAAAGAAAACCUGUUGGAACCUAAAACAUUUGUGUUCUUUGGGAAGUUCCAAUGUCUGAAUUUAGAGCUGUGAUGCUGUCAUCAGUGGGUGGUUUUUAUUUAAAAGCCAACUUGUCUAAAUCCACCAAACAUCCCUAAUUGGCUCAUGAAGCUCAAUAUUUGCAAAACAUACUAAAAACUCAAACAAUAUGAUGGAAGUCCCUUGUUUCCGUAACGCUGGAGUCCCUCAAGAAAUUGGUGAAAGUGGAAGUUGGUAUGUGAGGUGGCACCCGGGUCCCAGAACGAAACUGGUAAAAAAAAAAAAAAAAAGAAAGCAGUCAUUGACAGAAAAAGGCUUGUUUAGAUGUUAACCAAGCUGAAUUUUUUUAGUAUUCAGAAAAAGAGAUGUCACCCUCAGUGUAGUACAUUUAUUCAGAACAGCUCGGCCUUUUCAAAGGUUUGGACACACCUACUCAUCUAAUGUUUUUACUUUGUUUUUACUAUUUCCUACAUUGGAGAAAAGCGCCCCUACACGACCAGCAUAGCUCCACUCUGAUACACUUCAGUGUUCAUUAACUUUCUCUGCAUCUUACAAAGACAUGGCAGAUGCAACCAAAUAUCUCACUUGUAGAUUCGAACCAAAGUCCAGCUUCUACUAUCUGAAGUCUAUUUCUUGUGGCUGUUGGUCCAAGCAGUUCUCUUCUUCAUCUUGAUCUCCUUCAGUCGUGGUUUCUCAGCAGCAGUUCAAUCCUGAAGGUCAGAUUCACACCUUCUCCUCCCAACAGCUGAUGCUGAGAUGUCUGUCACUUGAACUCUGGCAAGGCUCACCAGUUCACUGAAAGCCAUUCCAAGAUACAAGGUGCGGUCAAAAAGUUUCAAGACUGCACCCAGAAAGACCAAAAACCACACCAGAUUUCGAUUUGGCCCCCAUCCCUAUUGAAGUAGUUGUCUUGGGCAACAUUAGCUUCCUCGCAGCAUUCCUGCCACGUUUCUAGAGCUUGUAAUGAGCAACAAGCAUCAUCUACAACGCACACAGUGACCCUACAACCUGAAUUUUAUUUUGGGAAAGAGGAAGAAGCCACAGGGAGCCAAAUCUAGUUAGUAGGGCAGGUGGAGUGCGCUAAUUGUUUUGUUUGGCCAUGCAUGAUCACCAUGCUGUGACCGGUGGCACAGCCCAUUUGGAAGACUGAAAUGCUAAGGCACCACGGUUCAGGUUCUUUUCACCAAAUGUUGUUUCUCAGGAUCUUAAAGUCGAACUCGACACGGCAGUCCCUGUGAAUGCUGAAGAAAACAUCGAAUGUUCUUUUGGUGCACCUCUGACCUGCUGUGCAUUGUCUGGUUUUGGAAUCGCUGGCUCUUCCACUGUCAAAACUCCUGUUUCUAGUCUUGGUGGUCACCAAUCACAGUUCUCUACAUCGGCUGCUGACUGACACAGAAUGUAAUGUUUUCUUCUCUGCUUCAGCUUGAGGUCCAUGGAAAAUCCCAGAUGCGACCUAUCAGCUAUCAUGAGCAUGAUUAAAGCCUAAGCAGUGCCAUAUUUCAGAUUGUUUGAACCAAAUGUUCUCCAUCAGAAUCUUACGGUUGAAAACAGUCUGAUCAUAGGAGACGAAUUCUUGGUGUACAACCCUCUGAAUGUCAAAGUAAGCAACAAGCCUCUUUUGGUGCACUUUCAUGCCUUCUGGGAGACUUCUGGCUGUUCCACUGCUAAAACUCCUGUGUGGUUUCUGGAUCAUAGCUGCAAACCCGAGUCUUGUUACCGGUGAUGUUUCUUGAUAAGGUUGUCUUAAAGCGGACUGCUCCAAUAUCAAAUACGCCUUCUCAUUUAUAACAUUUACUUCUCAGACAUUCACGGUCUUAUUGAAGCAAACAGCAGCUACUUUGAAGUAUCUAAAAUAUCCAAAGUAGUUUAAAUCAAUCCACUGGACUUUAAGAAAGUUCCUUGAAGACGUUUCACCUCUCAUCCAAGAGGCUUCUUCAGUUCUGGUGGUGGUUGGUGUUGCCUCAGCUUUUAAACCUCUGUGAGGUGUGUCCAGGGCUGUUAUUCCAACAACCAACACCAAAACUCAUCUGACUACUCAACAAUGGUCGUUGUGAGUAUCCCUGAACACACCACCAGAACUGAAGAAGCCUCUUGGAUGAGAGGUGAAACGUCUUCAAGGAACUUUCUUAAAGUCCAGUGGAUUGAUUUAAACUACUUUGGAUAACCAUGACCUGGAUGAAUGAGAACCUACACACAUAUCUAAAAUAUCAAAUGUAUUUUUCUGAUUAUCACCUUUUUAUUUAUUUCAUAUUUCCUUGUGUUAUUUCAUAGUUUUAUACUAUGCUGUAGAAAACAGUGAAAAUAAGGAAAAAACUUGCGAAUGAAUAGGUGUGUCCAAACUUUUGACUGGUGCUGUACAACAGUUGAUUAAGUUCAUGGCUUUGCCAACACUAAUUUAAUCAAUUCACAUAAUUUUAAAGCAGCUUUAUACACUGCUGUUUGUUAACAAACCAUUCAACAACUCAACAAUCUGAUCAGAUCAAUCAUACUGUUAUAUUAUGAUCAAGUUAAGAGCAUCUUGUUAAGUAUUUAGUCUUGUGUCUGAUGGUAUUUCUGUGACCUCCAUAGUGUCAGUCUGGACAGGAUUUAGACGGAUGUUCAUUAAUUAAACACUGAGGUUUCCAUCCAACUGUCUUUUGUUAAACCUGCAGACAUUCUGACUUCAUGGCUGGAGCUGAGGACACUCCUGCACACACAUACGGUGUCGAGUGUUUCUUGGUGUUGUGGGUCUUUGUUAAAACCUGGUGUGGCCACAUUUCUCUGCACACAUAUUCCCUCACUGUGCUUUAGGGAAAUGUUUUUUUUCUUAAUUCCUGCACAUGGACAACUCUACAGUCUAUCCACCUACCUCCCGCUGCUCCACAGGGGAACGUGGAUGGAGUCGGACAUGAAGGCGUCGGUGACAGAAGACGAACACAUGUUGGAUGCAGGUGGUUGCUUGCUUUCUCUCCACAGCCCUGCUGAUCUCCGUCUGGAGGCAGAGCGAGGCCAGGGAUGUCCCGGCAGACAGACAGAGCUGAGAGGAACUGUGAGAGCAGAUAAACACAUCCACACUCUACCUGGGCUGACAGAUGGUGUAUGUGUGCGUAGUGCAUGCCAAGUAGCACGUCAUCCUCGCUCUAUACUGUACAUGUGAGUCUUCUUUUGCUCCUGUUUGUGCCAUGCCGCCUGCUGGGAUUAUUUUCUGACUUUUAAGUUAUGAUGCCAACACAUGCUUCUAGCUAGAAAUGCUCUCCAUCACCGUUUUGUUCUACUCAUGUCUGCUGUUUAAGAGUUCCUAUGUGGUUGCUGUGCAGGGCAGUAUUUAAUAGUACUCAGGUUUAGAACAGUAAGUCUGAAUGUUUACCUCAACACCCCCCCUCUAGUGUCCAUGUUGUAUCUCCAGAAUACAGUGUGGUAUCUGUGAAAUAAAGCUAACAGAUGAUCCUA
Acanthochromis polyacanthus (spiny chromis) is the source of this 4467-nucleotide messenger RNA. Its product is annotated as von Willebrand factor C domain-containing protein 2-like. Gene Ontology annotation, biological process: negative regulation of BMP signaling pathway. Gene Ontology annotation, molecular function: protein binding. Lineage: Eukaryota; Metazoa; Chordata; Actinopteri; Pomacentridae. The record is from RefSeq and is a predicted model, not a curated record. Gene Ontology annotation, cellular component: AMPA glutamate receptor complex. Bases 47 to 814 code for a protein of 255 amino acids. The transcript has 3 exons.